Aspergillus puulaauensis is the source of this 756-nucleotide messenger RNA. RefSeq lists its product as uncharacterized. NCBI's taxonomy places the organism in Eukaryota, Fungi, Ascomycota, Eurotiomycetes, Eurotiales, Aspergillaceae. The transcript has 2 exons. The record is from RefSeq and is a predicted model, not a curated record. The coding region runs from base 1 to 756 and encodes 251 amino acids.
AUGAACAGCUUUGACUACGGCCCACCGAAUGGCUUUACGCUUCGGCGAAAUUCUACUUGUUCUGCAAACGAGCACAACUGCACCUUCAAUCCCUGGGGAGGCAACCAGUGGCAUAACUGUUGUCCGCAGGGCUCCUACUGCGUCGACGACGACAGCUAUAUUUGUUGCCCGACUGAAUCAGGGUGCAGAAUCAAUCUCACGCAAGAUCCGCACUGCGCAAAUAAUGAGACUUGGAACCUGUGGAUCAACUACUUAAACGAAGGCAAAGAUGAACAUUACUUCUGCUGUCCGCCUGGCCAGGUCGGCUUCUUACAGACUUUGGGCGAAGAUAGUGAAGGUGUCGGCUGUGCGGAUCCUCCUCUGACUGGGGGCGAUCAAAAAUCACUCUCUCUUGUGGCAAGUGGUACUCCGAGUGCAUCACGAACACCCUCCGCGACGGCGACACCCACAGAAACACCAACAGAGGCACCAGCGGAAACAGACACAGAUACCUCACCCUCAACAGAAUCUACCAACAAAGGGGCUAUUGCCGGUGGUGUUGUCGGUGGCUGUGCUGGACUCGCUCUUAUAAUUGCCCUAGUUUGGUUCCUACUAUAUCGUCGGCGGAAGCAGGCUGGACCUGCAAUAAGCCCUGGUGCUAGCACGCCAGCUGAGAAGUACCAGACUACCCCCAAGGAGCUACCUGAUAGUUCUGCUAGGGCUGAGCUGCCUAGCCCUGGUGGAAUGGCCCAUGAGCUGCCUGCAAAUGAACGCUAA